GGUCAGAAGGAAUUCUGAUCUUUUGAAAGACGGUCACACUGCUCAGUUAUUUCAAUUGUUUGUCCCGUUUGCUCGCGCACUUGUUCUCAGCGUAAGUCCGAAAAGCGUUAAAUUCCGAGAUAUUAAAUCGCCGUGGCUGAGUAUUAUAUCAGGUUUUGUUCGCUGCUCGACGGGGCAGCUGCAUUCUUUUUCGCUCCCACCCUGCCCCUGGAAACCCCUGCACCUGUUCGUUCUCGUGGUGCGAGCGAGAGGCCAAAAGGCAGAGGUAGAGCGGCACUUGCCACGCUUGACUUGCAGCAGGUCUGCAGGCGACGCGGAAAUGCCACUAGGAGGCCCAGCUACAGCCGCCGAUAGCCACCAUUUCCAGUCCCGAUAAGGCCACGAUAGACUGAAGUAGACAGCUAGCUGGAAAGACAGAUAGCGACGGGGAGAGCGGAUUUAUUUAUUAUUCAAAUUCUGAAUGGAAUGACGAUGUGAUGGGCUCGUGCUCGUGUACGCGGCGACACUUUUUGCUGUCAAUAUGCUUCCUGCAAGUGAUAACGAUUAUCGAGCGCCAGGUAUUCGACUUCCUCGGAUAUAUGUGGGCGCCCAUCUUAGUGAACUUUUUCCACAUUCUGUUCAUCAUAUUCGGGUUUUACGGCGCCUACCACUUUCGCGUUAAAUACAUCAUCACCUAUCUAAUAUGGAACUUCCUGUGGAUCGGGUGGAACACCUUCCUCAUUUGCUUCUACCUAAAUGUGGGGCAGUUGAACAGGGAAAGUGACCUGCUCAGCCUGGGCACUGGUAGCGCCUCCUGGUUCGAGGCGAAUGGGUACGGCUGCAAGGCCACCUAUAGCACAGCCGCGGACGAUUCGUUGCGGCCGGAGCGCGUGGAAGGCUGCCUGCUAGACUACCCGCUGGUGGAGAUCACCCACUCGGGGGUGCAGUGCGCUCUGGCGCUGCUCGGCAUACUCGGUGCGAUUCUGAUUAGUUGCAUAUUUCUUGACGAGGACGACAGAUUCGAUUUCAUGAACGGCGACGCGAAGAGUCCACAGCAUACCGUGGUGCACCCAAUGUACGUGAGCUAUACAAGUAUACCCACAACAUCCGCAAGCGCCACCAUGCAAUCAAAUAAGCAUCUGCAACUGCAGCACCAGCAGCCGCAGCAGAACUCACUGAAACUCUAUCAUCAUCAGCAACAGCAGCAACCCAAACUACACCACUUCAAUACGAACUACCAGUUGAGCGGCAGCAACAAUAAUACACUGAACAAUAAUCUUCACCAGCGUGCUCAUGCGCUGCUGCCGCCAAACACAACAAAUAACCGCAGCGCAUCAUUCCAACCCCAAAGUCACCCUUCAAACAACCAUGUAACCCAGCGCACAGGCGGAGAGGGGAGCAACUGCAGUAGCCUACGCCGCCAUCGACAACACCACUCCAAGGCACCCGUCAGCCCCAGUCCCAUGUCCCCCCAGACCACGCCGUCGCUUUCGUACGCCUCCCUGCAAAACUCGAGUCCCUACCUAGCCGGGAACUCCCUAAGCAACAGCAACUACAGCAUAUUCCAGAGCCCCGACUCGCUCCAGGGCAGUUCUCAUUUCGCCCGCAUUCAUCACAAACCCAAGCCGCCCAAAUCUGAUUACCCUGUUUCUGGAGAAUUCAAUCCGGGCAUGGGUAUUUCCUCGCCUGUCCGUCCGCUCGAUCGCCUGUCGCGCAGUCUCGAGGACGACGAAGACAACUUUUCGCUGCAGAAGCUGGCUCCCGGAGAACACGGUGUCACCUACGUCCCUUUUCAAAGUCCCACUCCAAACAGCCUUUUUCUGGGCGAGAACAACAACGCCCAGCCCCACCUCGUCUUCCACUCCAACUCUCGCCCUAGUCCCAACAACAAUGCCUUUCCCUACGACCAGAACGGUCUGCCCUCCUCCCUCCGUCUGGGGUCAAACUCUAAUGCCCGACGACCGACUCACAUUCCUCUGCCCACGGUUCCCAUGCACAACUGCCAGGAGGUGCAAAAUGAUGAGGACGCCGAUGGCGAGUCCGAGCCAGAUCACGAUCAGAUGCUGACGCCCCCGCCCCCGCCUCCGCCGGUAGUGCGGCCUCACAUCCAUCAACGCUUGGGUCAAGCGCCGUACCUCGAUCUCUCUCCGGAAGUGGCAGAGCGCUAUGCAAUUCCCAGCAAGGUUGGACCCGGACUUCCCAUUCAAGUGCCCCUUCCCGUCCCCCAUGGGUCGCCCAUGGUACGUCGCAGUAAUCGUCGACCAAGGCCACCAAAUCCAGUAAACUUUUGCGACCAGAUCCGCGCUACACCUCCUGGUUACGUGGUACGCGCUCAGAGCGACGAUCGCCUAAUGGAACAGGUCGAGGCAGAGGCGGCCCCGCACGUGAAUCGUCGGAGCGCUCGCGGUACCGGUCAAAAGUCCCGUCCUCGUUCGUUCUGCAACUCGAUAGUGGGCGUGCAGGGUUAGGCUUAAGUACGUGCCGCUGCACUUGCUCCUCUCUCUUACUCACGCUUUCUGCCUAGGCAGGAUGGCUGUUACUAACUCUACCAGGAUCACUCGAUCCCUAAACACAUAAAACCCUUCAUAUACAUAGGUGUUGCCGUUUCUUUGUUGUGCCUAACCAGCCGGCUAACCUGGCUAAGAACAGGUCCUAAUCAUAGCUUCCCAUGCAGGCGUUUAUCGAUUCAAGUGAUGCCUUGCUGAGCUGACUUUGUGUAAAUCUAAUUAAUAAUUCACAUACGUGCGAACAGUAGAGACUUUCCUCGAAUUGUGAUAGAAGGCGUGGAAAGUCGUGACAGAAUGCAAGCCUAACAAUUUUAUGUUUAUCUGUGAUAACUGAAAACAAACAUGAACGACAAACGAUUAUUUAAAAAACGAAAAUGUCACAAAAUCAUUAUCAAGAAAAGGAUAUGACAAUUUGUUGAGAAUACGAGCAAGAUAAAUGAAAUUUUGAGCCAAUUGCAACCAGAUGCCUUGGAUGAAUGACGGAAUAGAGAUUAGAAUAUACAACAUAUAUAUACCGAUGUUAUGUGCGGGAGAGCGCAGCCUCCCCAAGAGUUGCCUUUUGUUGUUUAACUAGUAAUACAUAUGAUUGUAUUUGCCCUUGAUUACGAAAUGUACUACGAUGCAAACUUUAGUUGUCGAACACAAACAAGAAGUUGCCUAUUCCGUUAAGUGUGAGAUUCGUUAUACAAGCGCAAGCAAACGUAAAAACGUUUAGAAUUAUGUAUAGAAAUGUUAAGUGUAGUAUUAAGCUUGAGGCCACAAAAUGCAUAAGCAGAGCAGAUCUAAAUCCAUUUAGCGUAGACACUACUGUUUUAGAUAGAUCCCCCCUCUUUAGCCAUGCGAAUUGCGCUGACUGGUGCCAAUUCUCGAUGAGAUUGAAAACGUUUCCAAUAAAAUGUUCAUUUACACCAUA
Molecule: messenger RNA, 3399 nt
Organism: Drosophila erecta
Lineage: Eukaryota; Metazoa; Arthropoda; Insecta; Diptera; Drosophilidae
Gene: NKAIN
Product: sodium/potassium-transporting ATPase subunit beta-1-interacting protein
Exons: 7
Coding region: 477-2447 (656 amino acids)
Biological process (GO): regulation of sodium ion transport
Source: RefSeq, a predicted model, not a curated record